Molecule: messenger RNA, 3390 nt
Organism: Sphaerodactylus townsendi
Lineage: Eukaryota; Metazoa; Chordata; Lepidosauria; Squamata; Sphaerodactylidae
Product: zinc finger protein 436-like
Exons: 6
Coding region: 107-2017 (636 amino acids)
Biological process (GO): regulation of transcription by RNA polymerase II
Cellular component (GO): nucleus
Molecular function (GO): RNA polymerase II cis-regulatory region sequence-specific DNA binding; DNA-binding transcription factor activity, RNA polymerase II-specific
Source: RefSeq, a predicted model, not a curated record
AAUCCCAGAAAUGUGAUACAUCAGGAAAUAUUAACAUAGGGAAAUCUGGCAGAGAAGGAAGGUGAUCUAUUGGUCCAGGUGGAGGCUCUUCAGAGAGGAAGGAAGGAUGAGGGGAGAGGCAGACUCUGCUGUCCCCAAAUCAGGAGAAAAUCUUGAUGCCUCUGAGACCAGAAGGGAGCUUUGGGAAGGAAGAGCUCAGAAGAGCCCAGGAGACAACCUCCCUCCAGAUGUGCAGCGCCAGCAAUUCAGGCACUUCCGCUACCAGGAGACUGAGGGGCCUCGAGAGGCUUGCAGCCGACUCCACCGUCUUUGCCACCAGUGGCUGAAGCCAGAAAGGCACAGCAAGAAGGAGAUGCUGGACCUGGUGAUCCUGGAGCAAUUCCUGGCCAUCCUGCCCCUGGAGAUGGGGAACUGGGUCAGGGAAUGUUGGCCAGAGACCAGUUCCCAGGCGGUGGCCCUGGCAGAAGGCUUCCUCCUGAGCCAGGCAAAGGACAAGAAUUGGGACCAGCAGGAGGAGGAGAAGAAUUGUUACCACAAAGCAGCUUUUCCAGGUGGCGCCCUACAUUCUUUGCCAUCUCUUUGGGGCAGAGAGAAAGCAGAUUCCAUGCAGUCUGAUUGGGGUCUGGUGACAUUUGAGGAGGUGUCUAUUCAUUUCUCUGAAGAGGAGUGGGCUCUGCUGGAUCAGGACCAAAAAAGACUUCACAAGGAAGUCAUGGAAAACAAUCAUCAGACUGUGGCCUCUCUGGAGGAUAAUAGUCUACAGAACAAGUUUAUGGGAGACCUCAGAUAUGAUGAAAAAGAACAGAAAAGAAGCACAGAAAUAAAAUUGAAGACGGGAAUUGAACGUUACGUUUCUCAAGGUGCUGGAUCCCAAACAUUUGAUACACAAGGAAAACUUAGCAUAAAUGAGGAACCAGAUAAGUGUUUCAAAUGCAGAACAAGCUUUCUUUUGAAGGGAGAUGUUCCUGGAUAUCAAUUCCACAAAGGGGAUACACAUAAAUGCCUAGCAUGUGGAAGGAGCUUUGCUAAGAUUUGGAUCCUUGCUGCUCAUCAACUAAUCCACACUGGUGACAAAACAUUCAGUUGCUUGGAGUGUCGAAAAAGCAUUGCUCACAGUUCAGCACUUACCCAUCAACAUAUCCACACACGGAAGAAAACACAUAAAUGCUUGGCAUAUGGAAAAAAGUUUGCUCAACGUUCACAGCUUAUGCAACACUACUCAGUUCAUAGAGAGGAGAAAUCUUCUAAAUGCUUGCAAAAUGGUAACAGGUUUGCUCACAGUUCCAAACUUAUUACUCAUCAACAAAUCCACAGUGAGGAGAAACCAUAUAAAUGCUUGGAGUGUGGAAAGAGCCUUUCUCAGAUUUCACAUCUUACUCGACAUCAACGAAUCCACACUGGAGAAAAACCAUAUAAAUGUUUGGAGUGUGGAAAGAGCCUUUCUCAGAGUUCACAUCUUACUCGACAUCAACGAAUCCACACUGGUGAAAAACCAUAUAAAUGCUUGGAGUGUGGAAAAAGUUUUGCUCAGAGUUACGAUCUUACUAGCCAUCAACGAAUCCACAGGGGAGAGAAGCCAUAUAAAUGCUUGGAGUGUGGAAAGAGCUUUGCUCAGAGUUCAUAUCUUACUGUCCAUCAACGAAUCCAUACUGGGGAGAAACCAUAUAAAUGCUUGGAAUGUGGAAAGAGUUUUGCUCAGACUUCACACCUUAGUGACCAUCAACGAAUUCACAGUGGGGAGAAACCAUAUAAAUGCUUAGAGUGUGGAAAGGGUUUUGUUCGGAAUUCAGAUCUUACUAAACAUCAACGAAUUCACAGUGGGGAGAAACCACAUAAAUGCUUUGAGUGUGGAAAGAGCUUUGCUCGGAAUUCAGAUCUUACAAGCCAUCAACGAAUCCACACUGGGGAGAAACCAUAUAAAUGCCUGGAAUGUGGAAAGAACUUUGCUCAAAAGGCUCAUCUUAAGCUGCACCAAAGAAUUCACAGAGGAGAGAUACCCGUAUAUACCGGCGUAUAAGACGACUGGGUGUAUAAGACGACCCCCCCACUUUCCCAGUUAAAAUAUAGAGUUUGGGUUAUACUCGCCAUAUAAGACUACGUACCCGGCGUAUAAGACGACCCCAGACUUUACAGAUUAUUUCCCAGGGUUCAAAAGUAGUCUUAUACGCCAGUAUAUACGGUAUCAUAAAUACUAAACCAUGUGUUGCAUCAAAGAAUUCUCAGAAGAGAGAAAACAUACAAAUAUUUCCAGGUUUGUAAGAUGGUAGACUAAAGCCCAACCUUUCCAAGUAUCAUCAGUGAGAGUUUUUGUGCUAAUCAGUCUUGUAUUCUACCUGUUUGAAGUUUGAACUAGUCUUGGUUAAUUCAUGUUCAAUUCUCAGCUAUAAUAUUUGGAAUAGAGUUUACGGGCAAUUUGAAUUAUUUGUUCUAUCCUUUGAAUACACAUUAAGGAGGGGGUAACGGACUAUUAAGUUUAAUAGAUUAAUGUGUUCAGGACUAAGUUCUCUGCCUUGCUUCCCCCACUGGCCAUAUUUAGCGAUGGUUUCUACCUAUUGAAUGAGCAGUUCUGUCUCCUGCCUAAACAGGAGCAGCUACAUUGAAUGAACUAAUGUCAACCAAACUGAUAGAAGGGUUAGGCUGAGAAUGAGUUAGUAGUCUAGGGUGAGUCAGCAAAUGUUAUUGGUAGAUUUGGGAUUUGAACCGGAAUCUCCUGAGCCAUUCAGGCCUUCUGAUGACUGCACUGACUGCUCACCCUGAUUUUUGGCACUCUAGCUCCCACUAUCAUGCUGAAGCUGGUGGCUAAUUUUGCAUAGAUCUGAAUGCUUGUAUAGAUCUGUGGUUCAGCCUUAUUUGAAAUACUGUGUGCAAUUCUGGUCACUGUACACGAAAAAGACAUGAUAGAAAAAGUACAAAAGAGGGCAAUCAAGGUACUUAGGGGUGUGUAUUGACCUAUGAAGAAGAACUAGUGGGCUCAAAAUGUGUCGGGUCUGUUGGUGUAUGUUUUGGAAUAUUUUGUGUAUGAUCCUAGCAAUCGAGGCCUUGUAGUUAUUUAUGAUACAUUUUAUGAUAUUUUAUGUGUGCUUUUAGAUAUUGAUGUAUAUUUUUAUUAAGAUUUUAAUUGAGUUUGUUUCUAAGAGGAAAUUCUUCAGUCAAUGGUAGAAGUAGAAACAAAGAAUUGGGAGGCAGUGAGCCCUGGAGACCAUUUAGUCCAAGCCACAGGUCCAUGCAGGAGCUGUCAACUACAGAGCAUUCUUCUUCUGUAUUGUGGGAGUGACAUCUGCUGAGAGAUUCAAGUGUGUGUGUGUAUGGUUUCUCUUUCUGCCUUAUGUAUUACUGUGGAAGCCAUCCGUGUAAAUAACCCGUGUAAAUAAACCUUUUUUUUUAACCUUG